GCCUAUCGGUGACUGCGCAGCGGUUGUAUGUUUGGGGUUGUAAUUGGGGGCGUUUGUUGGAAGAAAAUUUAUUUCGAACUGCAGUAACCAUUGCAAGGAUGUCGGCAACUGAAACUGCGGGGGAUGAAUCGCUAUAUCCUAUUGCAGUUUUAAUUGACGAGCUUCGUAAUGAAGACGUGCAGCUCCGGCUUAACUCCGUGAAGAAGCUGUCAACAAUAGCACUUGCUUUGGGAGUGGAGCGCACCAGGAACGAGCUAAUUCCAUUCCUCACUGAGACCAUCUAUGAUGAAGAUGAGGUGCUUUUGGCCCUGGCUGAACAGCUGGGCAACUUCACCAAGCUUGUGGGUGGACCAGAAUAUGUCUACUGUCUCCUGCCAGCACUUGAGUCGCUGGCGCAGGUGGAAGAGACGGUGGUGCGUGACAAGGCAGUGGAGUCGCUGCGCGCCAUCUCUCAUCAGCACAACACGUCCGACCUAGAGGCGCACUUCGUUCCGCUGGUCAAGCGUCUGGCAUCCGGUGACUGGUUCACCUCCCGCACCUCCAGCUGCGGCCUGUUUGCCGUCUGCUACCCGCGCGUCAACGACAAGCUGAAAGCCGAGCUGCGGGUGAACUUCCGCAACCUGUGCCAGGACGACACUCCGAUGGUACGCCGCGCCGCCGCCAGCAAGCUGGGCGAGUUCGCCAAGGCCGUGGGCGUCGACCACCUGAAGUCCGAGAUCAUCCUCAUGUUCACCGACCUGGCCGGAGACGAGCAGGACUCUGUGCGGCUGCUGGCGGUGGAGGCGUGCGUCAGCAUCGCCUCGCUGCUGACACAGGCGGACGUGGAGCAGCUGGUGAUGCCCACCCUGCGCCAGUGCUCCGAGGACCAGUCGUGGCGGGUCAGGUACAUGGUGGCAGACCACUUCACGGAGCUGCAGACGGCCGUGGGCCCGGAGAUCACCACCGCCGAUCUGGUGCCGGCCUUCCAGUCGCUGCUCAAGGACUGCGAGGCCGAAGUGCGCGCCGCCGCUGCCCAGAAGGUCAAGGACUUCUGCCUCAACCUGGACCCGGCUACGCGCGAGACGCAGAUCGUCACGCACAUCCUGCCCUGCGUCAAGGACCUAGUGUCGGACUCCAACCAACACGUCAAGUCGGCGCUGGCCGGCGUCAUCAUGGGCCUGUCGCCCAUCCUGGGCAAGAACAACACGGUGGAGCACCUGCUGCCGCUCUUCCUCAGUCAGCUGAAGGACGAGUGUCCGGAGGUGCGGCUCAACAUCAUCUCCAACGUGGACUGUGUCAACGAGGUCAUCGGAAUACAACAGCUCUCGCAGUCCCUGCUGCCGGCCAUCGUGGAGCUGGCCGAGGACACCAAGUGGCGCGUCCGGCUGGCCAUCAUCAACUACAUGCCGCUGCUGGCCGGCCAGCUGGGCGUCGAGUUCUUCGACGAGAAGCUGAACCAGCUGUGCAUGACGUGGCUGGUGGAUCACGUGUUCGCCAUCCGCGAGGCGGCCACCGUCAACCUCAAGAAGCUGGUGGAGAAGUUCGGCUGCGACUGGGCGCAGAACGCGGUCAUACCGAAGGUGGUGGCCAUGGCGCGCGACCAGAACUACCUGCACCGCAUGACCUGCCUGUUCUGCAUCAACGUCCUGGCGGAGGCCUGCGGUGCGGAGAUGACGGUGAAACUGAUGCUGCCCACUGUCCUCGGUAUGGCGAGCGACCACGUGGCCAACGUCAGGUUUAACGUGGCCAAAACACUGCAGAAGAUGUGCCCUAUCCUGGAGUCGAGCGUGGUGCAGGCGCAGGUGAAGCCCGUGCUGGAGAAACUCAACUCGGACGCCGACUUCGACGUCAAGUUCUACGCGUCGGAGGCGAUAGCGGCGCUGGGAUAGGCUGGCUGGCCGACAGGCGCCGAGCGAGGGGUGGAGCGCCUGGCCGCGGCCAGGUCGGGCUCAGCGCGGCGCUUCAAGCGGGGCGCCGCCAGAGCGCGUGCGGGCGGAUGGCAGUGUAUGCGUGUUCACGUGCGUGGAGCUUGUCCUGUGUGCAGCGCGCCCAGGGCGCGACUUAUGUGGGGGCGAAGUCGUGGAUUGCGUGCGGCGGGACGUGGCUUACGUGCGCAAACUGUCGGAGAACUUAGUGUUUAGCAGCCUGGUACCGCGGACCGCUGUUCGUUACGCCGAUGCCGGAUGCUAGGGCCGGACGGGCCCGUGAGGUGUCUGUGAUCGGUGGAGGGAGAGGGGGGGGGGGGGGGGGGGGUUCUGAUCGGGUGAUAGGAGACUGGCUGACCGGGCAGACCGAGAACGACGUCGGGCUUGAGUGAGUGGGCAGGCGCCAGCACUCGCCGUUCUAUGGCAAUCCGUCGUGCAUCCCGUCGUGAUUUUAACAUUGGUCCUUAAUCGAGUGUAUCGCAGUUGCAAAAUAAACCGUAUGUCAAU
Pollicipes pollicipes is the source of this 2411-nucleotide messenger RNA. Its product is annotated as serine/threonine-protein phosphatase 2A 65 kDa regulatory subunit A alpha isoform-like. Gene Ontology annotation, biological process: protein dephosphorylation. The coding region runs from base 99 to 1868 and encodes 589 amino acids. Gene Ontology annotation, cellular component: protein phosphatase type 2A complex; cytosol; nucleus. NCBI's taxonomy places the organism in Eukaryota, Metazoa, Arthropoda, Thecostraca, Pollicipedomorpha, Pollicipedidae. The record is from RefSeq and is a predicted model, not a curated record. The transcript is spliced from 11 exons. Gene Ontology annotation, molecular function: protein binding; protein phosphatase regulator activity.